UCAGUGCCAGUGUCACUUGUCAGUGCCCAUCUGUGCCACAUUUCGGUGCCCAUCUGUGCCACAUUUCGGUGCCCAUCUGUGCCACAUUUCGGUGCCCAUCUGCGCCACAUCAAUGCCACAUAUCAGUGCCCAUCUGAGCUGCCUUUCAGUGUCACCCAUCAAUGCCAGUCAGUGCCACCUAUCAAUGCCCGUCAGUGCCACCUGUCAGUGCCUGCCCAUCAGUGCCACCAACCAGUGCCUCCUCAUCAGUGCCCAUCAGUGCCACCUAUCAGUGUCCAUCAGUGCAGCCUAUCAGUGCCCAUCAGUGCAGCCUCAUUAGCGCACAUCAGUGAAGGAGAAAAAUCACUUAUUUACAAAAUUGUAUAACAAAAACUAAGAAAAAACUUUUUUUUUUUUCAAAA
This is a messenger RNA of Staurois parvus, 401 nucleotides long. Lineage: Eukaryota; Metazoa; Chordata; Amphibia; Anura; Ranidae. The record is from the annotation of a GenBank genome assembly.